UGUCGGCCCCGAGCAGAUGCUUUGACUCCAGGCAAGUUUGCAGUUGGCCUUCAGGCUGGCACUCCCAACUUAACCCACAAAAUUAUUCUAAUUAUAUUAAGAUCUUGAAGCCUCCAUCUUGCCCCCUUUUGUUUUUCCCAAUGUACCCCCAUCCCAAAGCAGCAGACGGCCGUCACCUCAGGUGGUCACACGUGAUCCCAGCCUAAAGCCAUCAAGAGCAUCACUUCAUCUCGUGAACGGCAUCAGCUGGAGAAUCCCAACCCAGGUGUCCGUAAUGUCAAAUUCCAUUGGAAAUUUAACAGAAAUUACAGUUUAUGGAUCCCGAACUGGAAUGCAGGAGGACUCCCUCACCAUCUUGGAGCGAAACAGAGAUUCCGGGGAAGAGUGGGAUCUGGUGGAGGCCAAGACAAGCAACAUGCCGGGCCUCUACCUGCCCUGCUUUGACAUGCUGGCCAUGGAGGACGCCGCUUGGCUGGUCAAGGUGUCCGAGGCCUCCCCAAACGUGACGCGCUUGGAGCCUCACCGAGAGGAGCCGGAGCAGUGCCCUGUCAUCGACAGCCAGGGUCAAGGACUCUCCCCGGGCAUGGAUGGCCCCGAGGAGGAACGUUCUCUGGAGCAAGUGCAGAGUAUGGUGGUGGGCGAGGUGCUGAAGGACAUCGAAACGGCCUGCAAGCUGCUCAACAUCACGCCAGACCCGAUGGAGUGGAACGUGGGCAAUGUUCAGAAGUGGCUGCUGUGGACGGAGCACCUGUACCGACUUCCUCACGCAGGGAGGACCUUCCACGAGUUGACGGGGAAAGACCUAUGUGCCAUGAGCGAGGAGGACUUUCGCCAGCGCUCACCGCAGUGUGGGGACACACUACAUGCACACUUAGACAUUUGGAAGUCAACUGCCUGGAUGAAAGAAAGGUGCACAAUUGGAGACAACAAAAAUCCAGGUGCUGAGGACCUUUGGUCUGAGGCAGAUUCUUCUUGUUCAGGUCAACCGAUCCACUUGUGGCAGUUCCUUCGAGAACUUUUGCUCAAACCUCACAACUACGGACGCUGCAUCCGCUGGCUCAACAAAGACAAAGGUAUCUUUAAGAUUGAAGAUUCAGCCCACGUGGCACGUCUGUGGGGUCUGAGGAAGAACCGGCCGGCCAUGAACUACGACAAGCUGAGCCGCUCCAUCCGCCAGUACUACAAGAAGGGUAUCAUCCGCAAGCCCGACGUCUCUCAGAGGCUUGUGUACCAGUUUGUGCACCCCGUGUGAUGCAAAAAAAAAAAAGCACAAAACUCUCCAUCCGCCCUGCGACCUGUGGGUGUGUGCUCAUGGUCUUCCACUCAGGCAUGGACCAAACAAUGAGGACGGUCUAAGACAACAACUGGGAGUUAAUAUUGUCAGAAGCACAUACUGCCUGUUUAUUUUUGCCUUUGUUUUUUACUUAGGGAUUUUGAGUUUGAGAGCACGUUGAAGAGUGAUUUGCACUUCUGCCUCACAGUUCAGAGGUUCUGGAUUCAAAUAUCAGCUUGUUAUGUGGAGUAUGCAUAUUCUCCCAUCGUUUGCAUGUUUUUUCUUCCCAUACCCCCCAAAAAUGUACAUAUCAGGUUCAUGAAAGACUCAUAAUCAUCCACGCUAAAGGUGUGAAUGUAAAUGGUUGUUGUGUAUAUACAGAAUAUGCUUUGCAAUUGUCUGGCGACCACUUAAUGAUGCAUUUUGCAUCUCUCGCAAAUUAAACUUUACACGAUGAAUAACAAAAACAAGGGGGGGGGGGUAAUCAUGCAAGUCGACAAAGUAAAAAAUAUAUAUAUUUACUGUAUAUAUAUGUAUAAAAUGCUCACUGUGUUGGUGUCAAUAACAAAUAAUUACAUAUACAAUGCCAGAGACACAGCAAGUCAGGAAAGGUGAAAAGUAAGCUCAAGCCCAAUGUUUUGUUUGAGUUGUUGAUCAGUUGUCUUGAUCAAAUAUCUGGUUCAUGAAUGUCACCAUUUUAAAAGGGGUUUGAACAGUGGCGCUUCCAUUUUGGUUCAGCAUCAGAGCAAGGUUUCAUUUGUUUUCAUUACUUUCAAUGUCUCGUGGCAGGUUGGAGGCGUUUUUAACAUGGGACUCCAAGUAAGUACUCAUCGAAAACUUUAUUUUAUAAUCUCGUCAUUCGAUUUGAUUUUGAUUUGAUUUGACUUUUUAUUUGGUCUCCCAUAGGAGAAACUUGUCUUGGAAGACAGGCCCCCCAUGCCGCUCCAUACAUUGAGCAGUACAUACAGUAUACAAUACAUUCCUAUGAUCUUAUAAUGAAGCACAAAAUGGGGGUCACCUCUGUGAAAUCUCUGAGUGUCAUCAUUAAUAAAGUGACAACAGGUGA
Molecule: messenger RNA, 2339 nt
Organism: Hippocampus zosterae (dwarf seahorse)
Lineage: Eukaryota; Metazoa; Chordata; Actinopteri; Syngnathiformes; Syngnathidae
Product: SAM pointed domain-containing Ets transcription factor
Exons: 6
Coding region: 275-1252 (325 amino acids)
Biological process (GO): regulation of transcription by RNA polymerase II; cell differentiation
Cellular component (GO): nucleus
Molecular function (GO): sequence-specific DNA binding; DNA-binding transcription factor activity, RNA polymerase II-specific
Source: RefSeq, a predicted model, not a curated record